Messenger RNA from Ciona intestinalis (vase tunicate), 1553 nucleotides. Lineage: Eukaryota; Metazoa; Chordata; Ascidiacea; Phlebobranchia; Cionidae. The record is from RefSeq and is a predicted model, not a curated record.
UGAUAUCACAGAUAAUUAAAAAGACAGAUAAGUUGUUAGCUAACGAAAGUUUUAUGUAGUUUAUUGUGGUACCUGAGAAGUACCACAGUAAUUCUGGAAACUAUAUUGUAUAGAUGAAGACUUAAAAAAUGGAAGAUACAAAAAAAUAAAAAAAGAAAGAAAUGUGUUAUGAGAGAAAAUUACUGAAAAUUAGUAAGCAAGUAAACAUUGAACAUUUAAUAGAAAAAGGUCUAAGCUGUAUUUCUAAGAGACUUCGAUGCAAUGGUGAUAGGGACUGCAACAAUUUCUCAGAUGAAGAAAAUUGUUUGACCAUUCAUUCACCUUGUGGUAGCAAAAAGUACAAAGGCAUUCCAAACAUAAACAGGGUUGGAGCUGGAUUUGAUGUCACCAAAUUGCGAGAAGAAAGCAGAGUUAUGAAUAAUGAACACUAUAAUGGUAACUGCAUUAUUACAAGAAGUGGAAAAUCAGGAAAACAUUACAGAAAACCGGCAAACGUUCAGUUUUAUCGAUACCAGUUUCAAGUUGGUCACUCCUUUACGAUAAAGUCAUAUGAAUCCUCUAUGAGUUAUUUUCAAGAUGAACAAAAUUUAUUCAAAAAAAAGAUGGAUGCCGGUUCCUCCUUUGCUCAUUUAUCUAGCUUGUUUUCGAAUUCCUCUGGGUGCAACAGUCGCAAAACAAAAAUGGUGAUUGAUUUUGGUACAAAUUCUGAUUCGAAAUUUUUUAAGAUAUCUGCCACUGUACAAGUUGCACGAUUCAGGAUUAUUCGUCAAAAUCUUUUGCUCUCGUACGAUUUUGAGUACCGUUUGAAGCAACUACCAGAGGAAUUCGAUUAUGCAAAAUAUAUUCAAGUAAUUUCUGACUUUGGCACCCAUUUCUACUCUAGUGGUGUGCUAGGUGGAGAAUAUGAGUUUCUGUACCGCUACUCUAAAAAAGCUCUUCUCGAGUCAGGUCUAACAGACAGUGAGCAAAAGCACUGUUUGGAGCAGGAAGCAAAAGUGUCUUUGUUUGGCAUUGGUUCUGGUGUUGAUAAGUAUGGUUGUUCAACAAACCCAUUAUCAAAGAAGCACCAAGGAAGUUUUACCCGUUCUGCUACGAACUUCGUUUCUGAUGUAGAUGGUGGUACAUCUGCCAAAGCUUCUGCUCUGAGUUUCACUUCUGGAAAAACACCGAAUAAGACUGAUUAUGACGCAUGGGUGAAGACGGUCAAAGACUACCCAGUAGUUGUUAACUACAUGCUUACCCCAAUCUCAAUCGCUGUGCCAGUUUCAAACUACAAGAAAAGAGCAAAUCUGGAGCGUGCAUUAAUACUCUAUUCAAAAGAGUAUGACAACACCAAGUGUACGGGUAAAUGUGCACAUGGUGCAGCAGUGGUCGUGGUUAAUAAAGGAAAGCUCUGCAAGUGUCUUUGCCCUGCCAACUAUGGUGGCAUUGAUUGCAAUGUUCGUGCAUAAAGCAUGAUUUUUGUGAUUAUGAUCAACAGAUUUUAAAUUAUAAUCAGAAAAGGAUUAUCAAAGUUGUGUUGUAAAAUGGAAAUAAAAGAAUAUAUAUUACCA